Messenger RNA from Mytilus californianus (California mussel), 1230 nucleotides. RefSeq lists its product as uncharacterized. The record is from RefSeq and is a predicted model, not a curated record. The coding region runs from base 230 to 829 and encodes 199 amino acids. The transcript is spliced from 2 exons. NCBI's taxonomy places the organism in Eukaryota, Metazoa, Mollusca, Bivalvia, Mytilida, Mytilidae.
AAAUCGCGAUGACUAUUGUAAUAUGCAAUUUAAGUGAUUUUAUUUGCUAAUGUAAUGAAAAUAUUUAAAUAAAUACCGUUUCUCAAAACCGGAUGUAGCGGAAUGCUCUGUUAGAUCUGCUGCAUUGAUUUUCCCUCCGAGUGGGUUUGAUUCCUGAUAUAUAAACUACCUAUAAGAUGUUUCCAUACUAAUCUGUGCUUGCAUUGAAACAAAGCACCUGACCAUAAAGAUGAAAGCAUUUCAUACUUCUGUGUUUAUUAUGGCCAUAUUUACCACGGUAUUUGCUGUAAAAGAACAUCCUAUUUCCGUGAGUGACACGGGAGAAGGAACAGCCUGUGAUACAGACAUGGAAGUGGCAAAUACGUGUCUUGCAUGUUCCCGUAUAAAUCAAGACAUUGCCGUUCGCAUUACUGAUUGCUGUACAGAAUCGAAGGCAUACACUGUGUGUCAGAUCUGUACAAAAGAUCCUAGCGGUUGUCUGGAAGACGCAAGAAGUAUCUCAAGCGACGAAUAUAUAGAUGAUGGAUCAUCCGAGGAGACCGAAGUAGAUAAGAGAUAUGGUCGAAUGUUUAUGGGAGGCUGGUCGUAUCCAGGACGACAAGAUAAGCGUUAUGGGAAAAUGUUUGUCGGCGGAGGUUACCCUGGUCGAUCGUUCCUCUUUGGCAAACGGAUGAAUAAGAGGUUUGGAAGAGUGUUUUCUAAUGGAUAUGGGUAUCCGUAUCGAUCACCUAGUACAAAGUUUGGCAAACGAUUUGGAAGGCUCUUUACCUCACAGACCGGAGGAAACAAACGGUAUGGAUCGUUGUUUCUGGGAAAGAGCAGGUGGUGAUCAUGUACAUGUAUAUGCCUUGUUGAACAAUAUUUAGGACCUAUUUGUAAAUAAUUGUAAAUAUACACUUAAAGGAUACACCGAAUCGUGCUAGAUUUGCAUAUUUUAUUAGAUAACUAAUGUAUCUUUCUUAUUUUAAAUUUACCACUAGAUAAACUAGAUAUGCAAAAACUUCAAAAAUUAAAACAUGUUUUCCUAAUUUGGGUAAUAUUUUAUCUAGCAAAUUGUACUGUUUUGUGAUAAAAUGAGAACCUGUUUCCAGUUUAUAACUGCAAUAUUCAAUUAUAUCAUUAACUUUUUUUUAUCUUUUGUUAAAGUUAAAUGUCGUAAAUCAGUUAUAUUUCAUACAUUUCUUUGUCGGGAAAAUGUAUCUAUUUAUCAUUAAAUAAUUACAAAGAUAA